AUGGAGGUUUUCAAUCACAAACAUGCUUUCUCACUCAUAUUCCUCUUCUUCUCACCUUUCCUUUCACCAUUUCCAUCCCAAGCAUGCCAUACAGUAGACCAAGAAGCAUUACUCCAAUUCAAACACCAAAUCACCGACGACUAUUUUAGAAUGCUGAAUUCAUGGACACCUUCUUCUGAUUGCUGCACAGCCUGGGAAGGCAUUGCCUGUGACACCUCCGGCAGGGGUCCCAUCCCACAUAAACUUGGCAAGCUUUCACACCUCACCGACCUCAUACUUCACAACAACAAUCUCACAGGCUCAAUACCCAUUUCAUUUCAAAACCUCUUUAGGCUAAAGAAGCUUCAACUGAGUCGCAAUCGCUUAUCUGGUUCUCUCCCUAACCCUGUUUUUGAGUCUUUAGCUUCACUUUCUUUUCUUGACCUUUCAGAAAAUCAACUAUCUGGUUCAAUCCCAUCUUCAAUUGGCAAUUUGGUUUCGUUAACUAUGCUUGAUCUUCGUCAAAACAGCUUCUCUGGUGCUAUUCCAAACACCAUUGGCAAGCUCAAGAAGCUCAAAACUAUCCAUUUGUCAGGAAAUCGAUUAAAUAGUAGUUUACCAAAGUCUAUAGGCGGACUAUCUGAAUAG
Cornus florida is the source of this 627-nucleotide messenger RNA. RefSeq names its product receptor-like protein 19. The record is from RefSeq and is a predicted model, not a curated record. The transcript has 2 exons. Gene Ontology annotation, molecular function: protein binding. The coding region runs from base 1 to 627 and encodes 208 amino acids. NCBI's taxonomy places the organism in Eukaryota, Viridiplantae, Streptophyta, Magnoliopsida, Cornales, Cornaceae.